AUGAAUUAAGAAGAAUAAGAAAUUUAAGAAAUUUAGGAAAAUAAAAUUGAAGAUCUUAGAAAUAAUGAAGAAUUUCAAUAAUUCUGUGAUCAUGUCUAAUAAAUUCAAGAAAACUUAAAUGAAUAUAUCACAAAAUAAUAAGGAAAUUAAGGUGAAGAAAAUUAAAGACUUCAUUUAUAACUUUAAGAGAACUUUGAAUUAAUAAAACAGAAAAUAGCUGCUUUGAGAAGAUCUGAAGUGAUUGAAAAUUAAGAGGAAUUAAAAAAAAUGAUUGAUGAAGUGACAAAAAUAGUUUAAUAGACAAAUGAACCAUUCUAAUAAAUUUGUAAAUAAUUAGCUUUAUAUUUAGAAUAAGAAGGGAAUGAUUUUGAUGGACUAGAAUUAGAAUUUACAUAACCAAGAAGAAUUAAAGGUCUAAGAAAUGCAUAAGAAAGAAAAUAAGAUAGGAAAAGAGCUAGAAUAUAAAAAUCAAAAUAGGCAUUCUAAAUAUUUAAAAAAUAUAUUAUUGUUUCCUUGAUAGCUUUUUAAAAGUUUAUAAAAGAUCCAGAAAACAUAGCUAAAUUAUUUGUGAUAGCAGUAAGUUGUUUUUUUGUAAGUUCCUUUUUAUAAAUACCAGAUAUGAGUAAAAGACAUAGUUUAUAUAUACUUGAAUGGUUAGCUUAUAAUAGAUGUGCCAGAGUUGUUUUAAUAAGUGGAUCAUUCUGUUUUGUAUCAUUAACUUGGUAUAUUAUUUUAUUGAUAUGGAUUGGAUUUAUGGGAUUGAAUGAAACAAAGGGAAAAUUGAAUACUCUUAUCCAUGAAUGUAAUCCAAUAUUAUAAUUAACAUUAAUAUUUAUGACUGAUAAUGACUUAAUAAAUAAUAAAUUGGAUUUAGCCAUAUGGUUUUGUUACUUAUUUCAAUAUGCUACCUAUAGAGUAUAUUAUAUACAUUCAGUAAAUAUUAUUAAAAAGAUAUUAUCAACACUAACAUCAUAAAAUUUCAAUAGAGUAUAUUAAUUUUAAUAAAUUUAUAUCUUUUCUUUAAUAAUAUUAGCAAUGAAUUUCCUCAUAACAUUUUUUGGUAUUUUAAUGCUCCAUAAAGUUGGUAUUUAUGCUUUAAGUUUAUUAUUUUAUGGAGGAAUUUAAACUUUCAUUGAAUAUUCUCAAUUAAUAUUGAUUUGUAAGAAAUUACAAUAAAAAUAUACUUACUUUAUAAACAACAAUAUAGAAUAAUUAACUGAACCUUAAUUUUAUUAAGAAAUAAUACCAGAUAUUCUUUAUUCAAUAGUAAAGAUAUUAUAUUGUUCUUAAUUAAUUGUUAAUUAUUUUAGGACAAUCAAUUUUCAUAUAUUUUUGCAUCUUUGGUUAUUCUAAAUAUUUUCAGAUUUAUAAAGUAAUUAAUUUUAUUAAUAUUAGGUUCAUUGUAAUCCCUUAAAAAGAAUAUAGAUUAAUUAAUAAAAUAUAAAAGAAUAUAGUAACAUUUGGAUUCAUUGUUUCCAAGAGUUUUGGAUAUUUAAGAAGAUGAAAUAUGCAUAAUAUGUCAUGAAGAAUUGAUAUUAGCAAGAAGUUUGCCUUGUCAACACAAAUUUCAUUUAAAAUGUUUGUUUGGAUGGUUAAAAGCCCAAUAAUAAUGCCCAAUUUGUAGAGCUGAAGUUCCAAUUGAAUUAGAAUAACCAUAAUAAAUAUUUAGUAGAAUAUUUAGUUUCAUAACCUAAUUUAGUAUUUCAAACUUUACAUUCUUUUUCUAUAUUAAUAGUGGUAGACAAUAAGACUUUUAAUUGACAGAAUGGGAAGAAUAGGCUUUAUUAGGAUAAUAAUUAUUACAAUAACAAUAAUAAUUACGUUAAUAAUAAUAAUAAAGAGACUAGGAAUAAAUAUAAUAAUUACAAUAGGAGAGAUAAUAACUAUAAUAAUAAUAAUAAUAACUACAAUAAUAAUAGUAAUAUUUAUAGUAAUAAUAAAUCUUACUUCAAUAAUAAUAAUAAUAAUAAUAAUAAUCAACUUAAGAUUAAAAAUAACUUAAUGAAAUUAAUGAUUAUCCCGAAAAAAUAAUUAAAUAAAAUUCAAUUGAGGAAUAAAGAGAUGAUAUAUAAUUUAUAUAAGAGGAAGAUGAAAAGAAAGAGUAAGUAGUUAAGGAUAAUUAAGACUAUGAGGAGAAAGAAAAUGUAGAUUAAUAAGGAGAAUAAAUGUAAUUCUAAGAAAAUUAAGAUGAAUAAUUGGAAAAUUAAAAAUAAGAAUUAAAAGAAUAAUAAGAACUUAAAGUAAUAAUUGAAAAUCAAAAUUAAGAAGUAGAAUAAAUUAUAUAAAAAGAAAUUGAACAUUUUGAUUUUACUGAAUGA
This is a messenger RNA of Paramecium pentaurelia, 2318 nucleotides long. Lineage: Eukaryota; Ciliophora; Oligohymenophorea; Peniculida; Parameciidae. The record is from the annotation of a GenBank genome assembly.